CGCCAGGCUGUUCGGACUAUGGUAAGGUCGACGGUCACGGAAGAGGACUUGGCUGGAGAGGAGCUUUGCUGUGGAAUCUGCCGUGAAGACUUCGUGGUGGGUGGAGACUGGGCCACACUCCCUUGUGGUCACCAUUUCCACUCUGAUUGUGUUACCCCUUGGCUG
Molecule: messenger RNA, 165 nt
Organism: Zymoseptoria tritici IPO323
Lineage: Eukaryota; Fungi; Ascomycota; Dothideomycetes; Mycosphaerellales; Mycosphaerellaceae
Exons: 1
Source: RefSeq, a predicted model, not a curated record